UAUAGACAUUCAGUCGUGAUUUUCCAAAAUGAACGGAAUUACUUUUAAGUACUUGAUAUUAACACUUUUGUUUAACAUUUUAAGUGCUAAUAAAGUUAAGGACGGCAAUUUUACACCGAUCGUUAUGUGGCAUGGAAUGGGGGACAGCUGUUGUUUUUCGUUCAGUUUAGGAGCAGUAAAACAAAAACUGGAAGAACUUCUGCCGGGUGUUCACGUUGUUUCAUUAAGAAUCGGUACUUCUGAAGUAAACGAUGUUGAAAAUGGCUAUUUUUUGCACCCUGACAAGCAAAUUAACAUGGCUUGUAAUUUAAUUCAGGCCGAUCCUCUGCUUUCUGACGGUUUUAACGCAAUUGGAUUUUCACAAGGAGCUCAAUUUUUGCGUGGACUGUUGCAACGGUGCCCAAAAGCCCACAUAAAGAAUUUAAUUUCGUUAGGAGGCCAACACCAGGGUGUUUACGGCUUACCCAACUGUGGCUCCUUAUCACAUUCGAUUUGUGAUUACAUCAGAAGACUGUUGAAUCACGCUGCUUAUUUGGAGUGGGUUCAGAAAGCUUUAGUUCAAGCCACGUACUGGCACGAUCCUCUUCAUGAGCAAGAGUAUAAAAAUUACAGCACGUUCUUAUCCGACAUUAACAACGAAAUCACAAUUAAUACAGAGUAUGUUCAAAGACUGCAGACCUUGGAUAACUUUGUUCUAGUCAAGUUUGAUAAUGACACCAUUGUUGAGCCAAGAGAGACGGAAUGGUUCGGGUUUUAUAAGCCAGGACAAUCGUCGGUCAUUCAAAACUUGAAGGAAUCGCCGAUUUAUACCGAAGAUCGUCUUGGCCUGAGAAAGCUGGAUGAGGACUCAAAACUUCACUUUUUGGGAGUAAUUGGGAACCACCUGCAAUUCGAGUGGGGAUGGUUCCAGGAAAAUAUACUUGAUUCUUAUUUAAAAAAUUAGUUUUUCUCCACUUACCUGUAGUAACUUAUUGAUUUCAAAUACUCUUUAAAAAAGACAAUUUUUUUAUAUUUUUCAUGUACGAGUGUUUUGCCCAAAGACGAAAUAAAGUUAUUCUUAAAUUGAA
Tribolium castaneum (red flour beetle) is the source of this 1067-nucleotide messenger RNA. RefSeq names its product Palmitoyl-protein thioesterase 1 (gene Ppt1). Bases 29 to 943 code for a protein of 304 amino acids. Gene Ontology annotation, molecular function: palmitoyl-(protein) hydrolase activity. Gene Ontology annotation, biological process: protein depalmitoylation; receptor-mediated endocytosis. NCBI's taxonomy places the organism in Eukaryota, Metazoa, Arthropoda, Insecta, Coleoptera, Tenebrionidae. The transcript has 5 exons. The record is from RefSeq and is a predicted model, not a curated record. Gene Ontology annotation, cellular component: lysosome.